This is a messenger RNA of Perca fluviatilis (European perch), 1380 nucleotides long. RefSeq names its product growth hormone secretagogue receptor type 1-like. Gene Ontology annotation, cellular component: plasma membrane. Lineage: Eukaryota; Metazoa; Chordata; Actinopteri; Perciformes; Percidae. Bases 1 to 1380 code for a protein of 459 amino acids. The record is from RefSeq and is a predicted model, not a curated record. Gene Ontology annotation, biological process: hormone-mediated signaling pathway; G protein-coupled receptor signaling pathway. The transcript is spliced from 6 exons. Gene Ontology annotation, molecular function: growth hormone secretagogue receptor activity.
AUGGAUCUCACGGAGUUGGGAGACAUGGGCAGUGGCUGUGAAGAUGAAAACUGUGGCCUUGGAUUCCUGGAGGACUGCUCGAACCAAGAGUGCCAGUGGGAGGAACCUAUGUUUGGAUUGAUUGAGUUAGUGUGUGUGACUGUCAUUUACAUUCCACUGAUGCUCUUCGGCCUUCUGGGAAAUAUACUAACAAUUCUGGUGGUUUGGCUCCGACCUCACAUGAGAAGUUCAACCUACCUCUACCUGAGCAGCAUGGCUGUCAGCGAUCUGUUGAUACUCCUACUGCUGCCUCUGGAUCUGUAUAAGCUGUGGAGGCCCAGACCCUGGCCCUUAGGAGACCUUGCCUGUAAGCUGACAAUGUUCCUCUCAGAGUGCUGCACCUUCUGCACCAUCCUCCAUAUCACCUUCCUCUCCCUGGAGAGGUACCUGGCCGUCUGCUGGCCAAUCACGGCCAAGACCCUGGUGACACGGCGCAGAACGAGGGCUCUCAUUGGCUGCCUCUGGCUGGGCGCGGCCGUCAGCGCAGCACCAGUGUUGCUCAUGGUCGGAGUGGAGGACGUUGGGGGAGAGGAGCUGGGGCUCGGCGGAUGGAGGGAGGACGGAGGGUGGACAGGCGGGGAAGGAGAACAGGGAGGACUGUUGGGAGAAAAAGAGAAAAAGGGGUGGGAUGAAAGGGUUGGGGAGUUAAAAUGGUUUGGAGAGAAAGGAGAGAGAGAAGUGGGAGUGGAAGAAGGAGAUGAGGGGAAACAAGGAGAUGGAGGGAAAAUGAAACAAGCAGAUGAGGGAGGAGGUGAAAAGGAAGGAGGGAUGGAAGUUGGGGGAGAGCGGCAAAAUAAAAUGAAAGAAGAUGAGGGAGGAGGAAGGGAGGAAGGCAUUGAUGGAGGAGAGAUUGACAAGAGAGAGUGCCGCUGCACACACUACGCCGUCUCCUCCGGCCUGCUGUCGGCCAUGAUGAUACUCUCCAACUUGUACUUCCUGGUACCCCUCUGCAUCCUGGGACUGGUCUACAGCCUGAUUGGACGGACACUGUGUCUCCGUCCAAAAAGCAGCCGCAGAGACCAGAGUCACCGACACACUGUCAAAAUGCUGGGAGUGAUUGUCUUGGCUUUUAUUCUGUGCUGGCUGCCCUUCCAUGUGGGUCGGACUAUUUUCUCUCUUUCUCUGGGCUCCGGUUCUGACAUUUUAUACUAUCUGUCUCAGUAUUUCAACCUGGUGUCCUCUGUCCUCUUCUACCUCAGCGCUGCCAUCAAUCCUUUACUGUACAACCUGAUGUCUGCCAGGUAUAGACACGCUGUACACAGCCUCAUGCACACACACUCUCAUACACAGUCUCUCCGCAUGCGCACACUCACGACACGACCCUCCACAACCACUAUAUAA